CGUUUGAGGAAAUUGCGCGUUUUAGCAGCCAAUUUCAACGAAUUCACCGAUAUCGCCGCACUUGCAGCAUGCAAAUCACUUGUGGAACUUUAUUUAACCAACAAUAAAAUCGAGAAGUUACCACACACGAUUGGAAUGCUAAAAAAUUUGGAAAUGUUAUCGGUGGAUGAGAAUGAACUUACCGAAUUGCCACCAGAGGUAAACCCUUCAACGCUUCGUAUUCAUUGA
This is a messenger RNA of Gongylonema pulchrum, 228 nucleotides long. The record is from the annotation of a GenBank genome assembly. NCBI's taxonomy places the organism in Eukaryota, Metazoa, Nematoda, Chromadorea, Rhabditida, Gongylonematidae.